AUGAAUGAGGUUAUUCGCGACAAGGUGGGUGUGGCCCCCAUUGAAGAUAAGAUGCAGGAAAUGAAGCUUAACAGCAAAGUUGCAGAAACCAACAACACUACUAAGGCAGUAGGAUAUGACAUCAAUCAUCCCUAUCACCUUAAUAACUCUGAUUCACCUGGUAUGACUCUAGUCAACACUGUGUUUGAUGGAAGAGUUUAUCCAGGAUGGAAGAGAUCUAUUCUUCUAUCAUGUCAGCCAAGAAGAAGCUUGGAUUCAUCAAUGGAGCUUGCAAAGCUCCUAAUCUCAACUCUACUGAAUAAGAGCAGUGGAGUUAUGUCAACGACAUGCUUGGAGCAAAGAUUUGGCAAAUCAAAUGGUGCCAAACUUUACCACCUGCAAAAGGAGUUAUCAGGUUUAGUAAAAGGUGACAGUGGCAUUGCUGGAUACUUCACCAAACUUAAGCGAUUAUGGGAUGAAUUAGAUGCACUAAAUGUAAUCAUAGCUUGUUCGUGUGUCUCUGUGUGUGAGGGAAAAGCAAAGUUGACUAAGUCUUUGGAAGAUAAAAGGAUGAAAAUCAAAGGGAAAUAUAUGCAAAUGCACACUUCAUCUCAAAUUCUGCCUCUUUCAUGGUUGCUAGACAAGGAAAACAACCAAAUGCACAGAUUUUUGCUGACUUUGCAAGCUUUCAUGGCAGCAGGACAAGGAAGGAAUAUUCAGAGGUUCAGAAAUCAGACCCCAAGAGGGACAGUAACUGCUCAAAAGUUCAACAAUCCAGCUCAAAAGAAUCAUGUCAAGACAAAUGUGGCAACAACACAUGAGGAAGAAAUUGCAACAGGACAGAACAAUGUGAACAAGAACAACAGUUUUGGCCAACAAUUAAGCAAAGAACAAACUGCAGAGAUGAUGGAGGUAUAUAAGCAUGCAAAAUUAGCACAAACAGGAAGCUCAGGAAUUAAUGCCAAUGCAAUAUCUGGUAGUAUUCUAAAAUACUCACGAUCAAUGUUUACUAGUUUGAAAUCAGAUACUUGGAUAAUUGAUUCUGGAGCAUUAGAACAUAUGUGUGUUGAUCCUAAUUCUUUCUUGUUUCUAAUUCCACUCUCUGUACCUUUGAACAUCAGUUUACCUAACUCUUUCAAGGGCCUCUCAAUGAGGAGUCCUCAAGUUUUGGUGAAGUUAGAGAAGGUCUCUACUUGUUAG
Nicotiana attenuata is the source of this 1179-nucleotide messenger RNA. RefSeq lists its product as uncharacterized. Lineage: Eukaryota; Viridiplantae; Streptophyta; Magnoliopsida; Solanales; Solanaceae. The record is from RefSeq and is a predicted model, not a curated record. The transcript has 6 exons. Bases 1 to 1179 code for a protein of 392 amino acids.